UUCACCGGCUAGGACAGUCAGUUGUCUACUGUCCCACUCCCUUCCACUUCCUGUCCUGCAGAAUGGAUCCCCAAGGCUUGCGGGAAGAUCUCCGUCUGUUUCAAACCACUCUGCUGCAGGAUGGACUCAAAGAGCUUCUUAACGAGAACAAGUUGAUCGACUGUGUCCUUAAAGUUGGCGACAGAAGCAUCCCCUGCCAUCGGCUCAUCCUGGCAGCCUGUAGUCCGUAUUUCCGGGAGAUGUUCUUCUCAGCAGACGGCAAGGAAGUGGACAAAAAAGAGGUUGCUCUGGAGAACCUGGAUGCCAGUGUUUUGGAGGCGAUUGUAAAUUACAUGUACUCAGCAGAGAUUGAUAUUAACGACGACAAUGUGCAGGAUCUUCUGGCCGUCGCCAACCGCUUCCAGAUCCCUUCAGUGUUCACAGUUUGUGUGAAUUAUCUCCAGAAGAAGCUGUCAAAGAAAAACUGCCUCGCCAUCUACAGGCUGGGACUGAUGCUGAACUGCGCCAGGCUGGCAAUCGCAGCUCGAGAUUACAUUGCAGAUCGGUUUAAGACCAUAUCCGAGGAUGAGGAUUUCCUGGAGCUCGCUCCACCUGAACUCUUUGCCAUUAUCGGGGCGGAUGCGCUGAACGUAGAAAAAGAGGAGCUCGUGUUUGAGACCCUCAUGAGGUGGAUCAGGAAAGACAAAGACAAGCGCGUGAAGUCCUUGGAAGAGGCCUUUGAGUGCAUUCGCUUCCGUUUACUCCCAGAAAAGUACUUCAAGGAGAAGGUGGAGAAGGAUGACCUCAUUAAGUCUGAUCCUGAGCUGCUCAAAAAAGUCAAAGCCAUAAAGGAGGCCUUUGCAGGGAAGCUUCCAGAGAGGACAAAGGGACAAGGUGAUGAGGAAGGAGAGGAGGGCAAGUUGCCCGGCUAUCUGAACGAUAACCGCAGAUAUGGCAUGUUCGCCAAAGACAUGGUUCUGAUGAUCACCGACACUGCUGCCGUGGCCUACGACGCCCUGGAGAACGAAUGUUUUCUCGCUGCGAUGGCCGAGCAGAUCCCCCGAAACCACGUCAGCCUGGUAUCAAAGAAGAACAAUCUGUAUGUGCUGGGGGGCCUGUUUGUAGAUGAAGAGGACAAAGAAAGCCCACUGCAGUGUUACCUCUACCAGUUGGACAGUCUCGGCGCUGAGUGGACGGCUCUGCCCCCCAUGCCCUCCCCCCGGUGUUUGUUUGCGAUGGGGGAGUUUGAAAAUCUUAUCUUUGCUGUGGCAGGAAAAGAUUUACAGUCCAAUGAGUCUCAUGACACCGUUAUGUGCUAUGACACCGAAAAAAUGAAGUGGACUGAAACCAAAAAGUUGCCUCUGAAAAUCCACGGCCACUGCGUGGUCUCUGAGAACGGGCUGGUGUACUGUAUUGGAGGCAAGACGGAUGACAAUAAAGCGACCAAUAAGAUGUUUGCGUACAACCACAAGAGGUCCGAGUGGAAGGAGGUGGCUUCCAUGAAGGCAGCCAGGUCGAUGUUUGGCGCCGUAAUCCACAACGGGAAGAUUGUUGUCGCCGGGGGAGUCACUGAAGACGGCCUCACAGGGGCGUGUGAAGCCUACGACUUUUCAACCAACAAGUGGUCACCCUUCACAGAGUUUCCCCAGGAGAGGAGUUCAAUGAACCUGGUCAGCUGCGGAGGCUUGUUGUACGCUGUAGCCGGCUUCGCCAUGGUGGAGAACGAGAACAAAGAGUGUGCGCCCAGCGAAAUCAUCGACAUCUGGCAGUAUGAAGAGGACAAGAAACAGUGGACCGGCAUGAUAAGAGAGAUGCGAUAUGCAGCUGGAGCCUCCUGUGUGUCCAUGCGUCUCAAUGCAGCCAGGAUGCCCAAACUGUAGCAGUCCAGACACUGCUGUCAGCAAGAAUACUGCGUACAUGCUCUUACUUAGUGUCACCCAACAUUGUAACAUAUCAGGCUCAUGUCCCCUUCGCCUGUUCUGUGAGUGUCCUGAUAGAACAUAUGUAAUGGAUUUAUUUCUCAUAAGUCAGUGGAGUCUAAAAUUGACCAGUCACUGCUUGUUUGGACCAGAUGUUAUUGCUGAUUCUGAUCUUCUGAAACAUAUGUGUAUUAUUGCAGUUAUCUGGCAAAGGUUUGCAAACAAAUGUUCCUCUUCCAGUCAGUUACAACGGGCACCUUGCUGUAUAAAGACAUCUGUUUGACAUUUUUGACCUUUUUUCUUUUAACACAGCUUAUAAAAUAGGGAUGUUAUUGAAGACCACAACUAUUGUGCCCCUGUACAUGUUAAUAACAAAUUCCAUUUUGAAGAAGCAAGCUCUGCAAUCACUGUGUAAAGCUUUGUGUGAAUUGGUGCAAUACUCUACAAGAGCUGUAUCAACUGAUGUUCUGCUCUGCUUAAGCCAUAGAGCUUCUGCUGAGGGUCACCAUAUUGACUUACUUCACAGCCAGUGGUGGAAGAAGUAUUCAGAUCCUUUACUUCUGUAAAAGUACUACUACGACUCUGUGAAAAUACUCCACUACAAAUAAAACUCCUGUACUCAAAACCUUACUGAAGUAUUAUGAAAGUGUUAUCACCAGAAUGUACUUAAAGCAUGAAGAGUAAAGGUGCUCAUUCUGUAGUGGAAUGGUCCCUCU
Messenger RNA from Chelmon rostratus (copperband butterflyfish), 2614 nucleotides. RefSeq names its product kelch-like family member 41a (gene klhl41a). Bases 63 to 1859 code for a protein of 598 amino acids. Gene Ontology annotation, molecular function: protein binding. NCBI's taxonomy places the organism in Eukaryota, Metazoa, Chordata, Actinopteri, Chaetodontiformes, Chaetodontidae. The transcript is spliced from 6 exons. The record is from RefSeq and is a predicted model, not a curated record.